AUGGCGCCGCGCAGAUCUCAUCGAAAGUCACGCAACGGCUGCCCCGAGUGCAAGGGCCGUCGGCUCAAGUGUGACGAGCGAUAUCCAUGUACCAAUUGUGUCAAACAUGCAAUUCAUUGCAGUUAUGUUGCCCCCAACGAGCAGCAGGGGCCAUCUAAUGCAAGAUCAACGUCCAGCCAUUCUCCAGCCUCACGGACACUGUCCCGGGCUCCGUCGCAAAUACGCCCGCAACCUCAACCACCACAACCAGAGUCUUAUGCAACCACGCCCGCCGGCAAUUAUCCCUGGACCUUUGUCAAUUCCGACUUCAGACCCGAGAACCGCCUUGAUCUACUAGACAUCCUCGCUGGAUCUCCCCAAGACGCCCCAGUCCUUAACCAGGAAGACUGGGUGCGCGAUCUGGAACUACUCCACCAUUACUGCACGGUGACAUGCAACAGCCUCACUUUACGCGAAGACUCCCGCCAUGUCUGGCGAGUCGUCACCCCAAUCGAGGGCUACUCGAAUAAGUAUGUGAUGCACGGGGUCCUGGCCAUUGCAGCCUUGCACCGCGCAUACCUCUACCCGACCCAGAAGGAAAAGUACAUCAAGGCGUCUGCCUACCACCAAGCCAUGGGACUAAAAGAGUUCCGGGAGUUGAUAUCUUUGCCCAUCGAUCCAAGCAAUUGGCAGCCGGUCUUUUGUUUUGCGUCGAUGAUCACCCUGCAUGUCUUCGCCUUGCCCAUCCGGCUAGGCGUAGCCCGAUGGCCCGCCCCGAUCGCGAACAUGGUCGAAGUGUUUUCCGUUGUUCGAGGCUUCCAGAUUGUUAUGAAACCAUUCUUACCAUCUCUUUCCAAAAGCCAGCUCGCACCACUUGCCAACUGCAUUUGGCUGGAGAGCGAGAUGCUUAUUCCAAGUCCCUCGGCCCUGGAACAAUCUCUACUACCUUCAGACAUCUGGACUCAGAUUGCCCAACUCCACCAAUUCAUCGACGACUUCCCAUUCCCAGCUCUCCAUCCCCCGUCCCAGCCUCAGACUCCUAACGACUCUGACCCAUCGCAGCACACCCCCGACUAUCGCAGAGACUACAAAACCGCUCUCAAAUUCUUUGAGCAUUCCACUCGCCAGCUGGAACUCGCCGGUCCACAUGUGGAAACAGGAAUGGUUCUCCUCUGGGCAUACUCGCUCUCGAAACAGUUCCACGAGGACUUGAUAGCGCACCGACCUGCUGCGCUGAUUCUCCUGGCUCAUUUUUGCGUCUUGUUACAUGUGAUUGAUCAUUGCUGGUUUAUUAACGGGGCGGGACGCCAGUUGUUGGAAGAUAUUGAACGUCAUAUUCAUCCAGGGUUUCGGGAAUGGUUGGUCUGGCCGAAACGGUGGGUUUUUGAGAGAUGA
Messenger RNA from Penicillium alfredii, 1374 nucleotides. Its product is annotated as Zn(II)2Cys6 transcription factor domain-containing protein. The transcript is spliced from 3 exons. Gene Ontology annotation, molecular function: zinc ion binding; DNA-binding transcription activator activity, RNA polymerase II-specific. The coding region runs from base 1 to 1374 and encodes 457 amino acids. NCBI's taxonomy places the organism in Eukaryota, Fungi, Ascomycota, Eurotiomycetes, Eurotiales, Aspergillaceae. The record is from RefSeq and is a predicted model, not a curated record. Gene Ontology annotation, biological process: regulation of transcription by RNA polymerase II.